Mesocestoides corti is the source of this 2034-nucleotide messenger RNA. The record is from the annotation of a GenBank genome assembly. NCBI's taxonomy places the organism in Eukaryota, Metazoa, Platyhelminthes, Cestoda, Cyclophyllidea, Mesocestoididae.
AUGUUGGAUAGCGGUACGACCUUGCUGUUGUCGAUAUGCGUCACGCUGGCAGCGGUGGCUGCGAUAAUAUGCGCUGCCAGCUUGGCAGUUGCAUCACCCUGGUGGCCUCACCGCCGACGCCAUAACAAGACCCCCAUGGGUGUCGUGUACAGAACGAUUAAAGCCCUCGCAAUUAUCUCCCCCAGCGGGCCCACACGUCAUCGAGACAGCACGCACCGCUGCUCCGUGUUCGCUGAGAGUCAUUCUUUGCCUCUUCGCUUCCAACAUGAAAAGUUGUAUGGGUCCACUAUUCCCCACCGCAGUUCUUCCAGGUCAUCGAUUUCUUCUCUUUAUUCGCCCAAUGCCCCAUCCGUCCAUCGGGGUUCCAUAGGAGAGAUGGGUGCGGCGAGUAACAAGGUCACCACUGUAGGAGGCUAUCUGGCACCUCCUGCGAUGCGUCAGAGGUCGGGAUCAACUUCGUUGCUUCACGAUAUUGCCAGAAGAGGGUUUGAGGGGCUGACCACAGUUCCACCCAUUCCUGCAUUCAUGUCAACCGUGAAACCGCAGCCUGACAGCUUCCUUGCCGACGCUCCGACUGCUCUUCAUAAUUUGCGUUCCCCACCUGGAAACGAAAGCCACAGUUCAAUCGAGAGUUGGACAACCCUUCAAACUAGUGAACCUAAAAAAGCAGCCGAUGUAGAUCCCGAAACGCAGGAGAGGAGAAAAUCACUUCACAAGGCACGCCGAAAAACACUGUGCUCACUUCCACAGAAGUCAGUCGCGAAUGAAUUAGGCACCAGCCUUUCUGAACUGGCGUCAAUUUUGGGAACUCAAGUUAGCAAAUCGUCACACACUUCUCCAUCUCGCAUGAGAAAUGUUUCCUCAACUAUCCGUGCACCCAGCUGCAUUCUGCCGACUCUAAGUUUCUCAGGCGAUCCAGCAUUCUCAGUCGCAGAAGCACCAGGUGGAACCAUAAAUUAUCGCGUCUUCAUCGAUGCUACAGGGAAGGACAAUCUAGCUGUCCGAGUGCAUCUUUAUUCCGCAUCAAAUCUCCCUUCGGAACGUCCGUGGAAAAACUCCAACUACGUUGUCAAAGCUGCAUUGAUUGGUUUCAAGUCCCAUUUUGUGCAAACCAGUGGCCCGGUUACUGCAGCUUGUGGAUCACCACGAUUCUCUGAAGGGAAUCCAUCAGUCUUAGACUUUGUACUUGACUGUGGAAUGCCUUUUAACAAGUCAGAUGAGGAAAUAAUUUUGAACCUGAUGAUAAUUGAGUUUGCUGGACGAAAGCUUGGCGACAAAUCCGUCGUAGUUGCAACCACAGAGUACAAAUUCAGUCACCUUACUCUAAACGGAAAGUCUACACUGUCAACUGAUAUUAGGUGGGAACGAUGCAGGCCAUCAAUCGACGUUUACCAACUAAGAGCGGAUGUCCUGACAUCCCUAACGCACAAAGAGACAGAAGGGUGCCUGCGAUUUGAAAUGAAAGAAAUCAGAAAUCUUGGGUUCCGUUUGGUAUCCGAAGACCUGACCCUGUCGACUGGUACAAGCCGAUCAUCCAGAAGAAGCUCUCUGUACCCGACUAAACUCCGCCUUAGAGCUUGCCUGGUUACUAAUGGAAGAACAACAUGCAUUCGCAAGGGAUUCAAUAUACGUUUGCCGACUGACUUCGCAGACAGCGUGGUCGACACCAGCGAAUCCCAUCAAGCCUCAACGAGCAUGACGAACGCGCUAGUUUUGAAGGACCACGUCUUCAGCAGCAGCGAACUAGUAGUCACCUUCCCCCCUCUCUUCCCGCUGGGCCUAGACAAACAGGAGGCGUUCAGUAGGGCCGGAGUGCGCCCCAUCAGCUGGCGCAUCUUGGCCUACUUUGUCCUCAUCCUCGAAGACACCGCCGCGCACCAACUGGCGCUGAGACGGGCUCGUGCCAUCGGCUGUUGCUGCCUCGGCUCCAAUGCACAGGAGGAGCCAACGAACGACAGUGGCACCAGGCUUCUCUCCACCUUAGCAACUGAAAGUUCGCAGUGUCAAGUAUCCCAGUGGAUCCACGUAGAGUAA